CGCGGGAGCGCGACGGCAGGGGCUCGGCGGCGGGCCGGGCUGGGCGCGCACCGGGAGAGGAGGAUGCGCUCCGCGGAUUUGCCAGUUCCUGUAUGCCCAUGGGAAUCGUGUUCUGGCUCCUUGACAGUGCUAGAGGAGAAGCUGAUGCCCUGAGCAGUGAACCUGGGGGACGAGAGAGUGUGCAUUGCCUCCUGCCUUGCCUCUUCUCCCAGCCACCUGUGGUGAGCUCUCACGUGGCAGCGGACGAGGGUGGAGAUCAGCCACGUGAAGCUGGGGCCGUGGGGGUGAGCCAAAGGGCUUCUGACCCGUGGGCUGUGGCAACUGGGGGUCCUCACCACCCUGCAGCAGAGACCACUGCCUCCUGCCACGUAGAUGCCUUCAGGGGAGUGGACAACUCCAGCUGAACUGAUGAAUCUUGGCACCUGAUACAAGGCUCAGCUUCUGAUAUGAAGAAGGAUAUAGAGUCUUUAAUAGCCCAGGAAAAAGCAGAAAUCGUCGCCAAGUAUGAGAAGGGCAGACAGGAAGGAGCUCAGAUUGACCAAUGGGAAGAUGCCGAUUUCACUCUCUACAAAGUUACAGACCGGUUUGGAUUCCUGCACGAGCAGGAGCUGCCAACCCGCACCGCCUUGGAGGAGAAGCAAAAACAGCAGGAAAUAGAACGUGUGGACAAGUGGCUUAAGAUGCUGAAGAAGUGGGGCAAAUACAGAAAUAGUGACAAGAUGUGCCGGCGUGUGUACAAAGGGAUCCCGCUUCAGGUGCGAGGCCAGGUCUGGUCACUUCUGCUGGAUGUUGAGAAGAUGAAGAAGGAGAAUGAAGGAAAAUAUGAGCAAAUGAAAGAACAAGCCAAGAGUUUUUCAUCGGAAAUCAAGCAGAUCGAUUUGGAUGUUAACCGCACCUUCCGAAACCACAUCAUGUUCCGGGAGCGCUACGGAGUGAAGCAACAGGCACUCUUCCACGUCCUGUCAGCAUACUCAGUUUAUAAUACUGAGGUGAGCUACUGCCAAGGGAUGAGCCAGAUUGCAGCCAUCCUCCUGAUGUACCUGAACGAAGAGGAUGCGUUCUGGGCGCUGGCGCAGCUGCUCACCAACCAGCGCCACGCCAUGCACGGUUUUUUCAUUCCUGGAUUCCCAAAGCUGCAGAGGUUUCAAGCCCACCACGAGCAAAUUUUAAACAAACUGUUCCCCAAACUGAAGAAGCACAUGGACAAGGAGCAGAUGACCACUGGGAUUUACACAACCAAGUGGUUCCUGCAGUGUUUCAUUGACCGGACCCCAUUCACGCUGACCUUGCGCCUGUGGGAUAUCUACAUCCUGGAAGGGGAGCGCGUGCUGACGGCCAUGGCUUACACCAUCCUUAAACUGCACAAAAAGCGCUUGCUGAAGAUGACACUGGAAGAUUUACGUGAAUUUCUGCAGGAGAAAAUUGCUGCUUCCCUGCAGUACGAGGAUGAUGCUGUCAUCGAGCAGCUGCAGGUGUCAAUGACUGAACUGCGAAAGAUGAAGUUUGACCUACCCCCACCAGCAAAGCCUGAGGAGUUUCCAAGGAAACCCCUGGGCCUGGAGCUCUCCCUCAACCCAGUAGCCAUAAAGGAAAACACAGCAGCCAAUGGCCAGAAUGGCCAGGUGGGUGAGCGCACUCCAGACAGGGAGCCCCAAACCGACGGAGUUCCUGGCACACCAGGAGGAAUGACAGUGGUGGAAGCGAGGAUUCUCACCUUCCAGGGUAGUGAAGCAGCUGAAGCAACGAAUGCGCCUGUUUCGGGUGGGCGGCCACCGGAUGAGGAGGGUCAGGUGGAGCCCAUCAUGGACGGGCAGCCAUCAUCUCUUCUGAAGGCGAGCGAGACACAGGCCCAGCAACACCUCCUGCCUACGGUCCUGCCUCCAGAGCAGCCCCUUCUUGCUCCUGGCUGUGCUGUGGUGGACCAUGGAGUCUCCCUUCAUGCCCCAGCUGAGCACAGCUCCAUAGACUCCUCUCUCCAAAACAGGCCGGCUCCUCCCGACUCCAGCACCGCUGAGCCUUCUGCUAUGGACCAGGCAGCGUGGCAGCCAAAUCCUGCUGCCCUGCCAGCAGGAGAACAGGACCAGGCAGCAUGGCAGCCAAAUCCUGCUGCCCUGCCAGCAGGAGAACAGGCAUCUUCCCUGAGCAGAGACACAGUGCUCGAAGCAGCCCCCCAUCCUCUGCCAGCCGGCUGCCAGCAGCUGUCCCAGACAUCACAGAGCCAUGACUCCCCCGAGAGCGAGCGCGGGGAGGAGGCGGCGGAUGACAGGCACUGCAGGGCGGUGCUGCCGGACAAAAUGGGCCUGAAGCGCUCGGCAUCCAAAGCUGCAUCCACAGGGGAGCUCCUCAGCCUGCAGCACAAUGGGCUGGGCAGUGCCGCCAGCACCACGCGCUGGCCCGAGGCCGUGCUGCCCGCGCACAGGCAGGCAGGGGGCAGUGUGCCCAUCUUGUCCAGCAGAGAGCCGGAGGCAGCAGGGCUGGCCGAGGGCUGCCCCACCCAGCGGGCGCCGUCCCCUGUGGUGGAAGGGAACAGCCCCUAUGUCGUUAUCAAAACCACCACUCCCCUCCACCUGGCCCAUGCGACAGAGCAGGACUUCUUGAACAGAAAGCAGGUGGCAUUGCCUUUGUCAGAGACUGGACAUCCUCUGCCUACCACCUCCAUGCCACCACCUCUUAUGCUGGACGCAGAGGAGGCAGAGGUCCAGAAAAGCCUCCAGAAACCAUUAAAUGCACUGAAAGCCCCACGACCCCCACUGAGCCCCAAACCAAAAUUACCACCACAGGUUGCCAAAUCCCGCUCAGAGAACAGUUUCCUUUCAGGCUCUCCUUCCCUGGCAAAACUGCCCAAAUCGGUGACGUUUUAGUGGGGAUGGGGAAGGGGAAGUUAAGGGAGAAGAAGUGGGUUCUGGAGAAGCACCCUUGCCCCAUUUACAGGAUCCCCUUCUGUCAGCAGGGCUGUCAGGGUGACAGCACAGCACCAUCGCACGUCACGCUGUGCUUUGGUACGAGUGCCCAGUGAGGAGAUGAAGCGGGGGCCACCAGCGCUAGGAGACACCAGCAGAUUGGAUUUGCAUGUUUCCUAUGGACAAAUUGGAAAAUGCUUUCAGUUUUUGCUCCUCAAAGCUCCCCAAGUCUCAUCACUUGGGGAAAGAGGCAGAGCUGGUGAGUUUGUUGCGUGUUUUCUCCUGCUCCUGUCUGUGGGAACCCACGACCAAGCAAGCAGGCACAAGGUGUCAGAAUCCAAAACGCUUUCUUUACAAUGCCCCAUCGGCGCAGCUACAGCAUUGCUUUCAAAGGCCUUUGUAGCAAUAGAUCUUUAUUUCAUUUCCCAGACCUGCAGUUGUAGGCAGCAGAAUUUCCAGGCAGUGCCAUGGCAUCCUGGCAGGACAUAGGCAGCCCGCUGCCCCCUCUAUGCAAUUCCACAAAGCAGUGCCCAGCUGUAUCUGGCUCCUGCUGCCGUGGUGGAUGGUGUUUAGGAGGACAGAUUUAACAGCUACUGAGUCCCUUGGACAUCUCCUUGGUGUCACCCCGGUGGGGGGCUGCCAGCAGAGUGGUCCUUUCCCAGGUUCUCAGGGUGACAAGGACAGUGAUGAAGGUGGAGCCAAGAGCCCAGUCUCUUGGGCCGAGUGCCCUUUCUGUUGGCCUUUCCUUCCCAGGGCCAGCACAGCGAGCAGGCUCGCUGCCUUUCUGUUCCUCAGACAGGAGAAGGGGCUGCUGGCUCAGGAAACCCGCCUGCACUACCCAGCUGCUGGACGCGUGAUGGCAUCUACUCACAGGGCUGCAGAUAAGUCCACUUUUGCUUUGAGUAAGUUAAGUGUCAGAGUGGAAAGGGCAUAGGAAUUGGGGAAGGGGGAGCACAUUGCCCAGAACCUUAUCUUAGUCCUUCUGGUUGAGCCCACAGAGAAUUAACAAC
Melozone crissalis (California towhee) is the source of this 3910-nucleotide messenger RNA. RefSeq lists its product as uncharacterized. The transcript is spliced from 16 exons. The record is from RefSeq and is a predicted model, not a curated record. Bases 447 to 2861 code for a protein of 804 amino acids. Lineage: Eukaryota; Metazoa; Chordata; Aves; Passeriformes; Passerellidae.